AUGGCAACCAUGGCUAGGUCGUUUUUGCAGGCGAUAUCGAAGGAUGAAGCGGUUGCUCCUCCGCUUAGAGUUGUUCAGAUCGAAGGACUGGCUGUGCUAAAGAUCAUCAAACAUUGCAAGGAGUUUGCACCGACCCUUGUCACAGGACAGCUUCUUGGACUUGAUGUUGGUAGUGUACUUGAAGUUACCAAUUGUUUUCCUUUCCCAGUCAGAGAUGACGAUGAAGAAAUUGAAGCUGAUGGUGCCAAUUAUCAGCUUGAAAUGAUGAGAUGUCUUAGGGAGGUUAAUGUCGACAACAACACUGUUGGGUGGUAUCAAUCCACAGUUCUUGGUUCCUAUCAGACCGUAGAACUGAUCGAGACCUUCAUGAAUUACCAGGAGAAUAUCAAGAGGUGUGUCUGCAUCAUAUAUGAUCCCUCUAAAGCUGACCUUGGAGUCUUAGCUUUGAAGGCUUUGAAGCUUUCAGAUUCCUUUAUGGAGUUGUACCGAGGCGGAAACUUUACAGGCGAGAAAUUGAGAGAGAAGAAUUUCUCCUGGAUGGAUAUUUUUGAGGAAAUACCAAUCAAGGUUUCAAACUCUGCGCUUGUCAGUGCCUUUAUGACCGAACUGGAGACUGAUACACCUGUCUCACAGGGUGAUUAUGAUCGUCUACACUCAUCAACCACUCCUUUCCUUGAAAACAAUAUGGAGUUUUUGAUUAAGUGCAUGGAUGAUUUAUCCAUGGAACAGCAAAAGUUUCAAUAUUACUACCGGAACCUGUCUCGUCAGCAAGCACAACAGCAAGCCUGGCUCCAGAAGAGAAGGACGGAGAACAUGGCUCGUAAAGCCACUGGAGAAGAGCCUUUGCCCGAGGAGGAUCCGUCAAACCCAAUCUUUAAGCCCAUCCCUGAACCAUCAAGGCUAGAGAGCUUCCUCAUCACAAACCAAGUCUCAAACUUCUGUGGCCAAAUCAAUGGAGUGGCUGGCCAGAACUUCAGCAGGCUCUACCUGACCAAGGCAUUGCACGAGAACUGA
Arabis nemorensis is the source of this 1014-nucleotide messenger RNA. NCBI's taxonomy places the organism in Eukaryota, Viridiplantae, Streptophyta, Magnoliopsida, Brassicales, Brassicaceae. The record is from the annotation of a GenBank genome assembly.